AGCAGGAACAUCGCCAUGCAGAUCCCCCGUCCGGGCUGAGCCGGGCUUUGGCAGGACCCAGCGGCAGCCGGCAGCAGAAGGCCAGACUGCUUCAUGCUUUGUCCGGUCCGGAGCGGUCAGAAAAUGGAGAGGAGCCUGCUUAUCGUCAGCGUGAUACUGCUCUUUCUGGAAGGUGUCCUCAUGGCUCAGGGCCGCUACGCCCAGAAGCUCCUGAAUGACCUGAUGGAGAACUACUCCAGCGCCCUACGGCCGGUAGAGGACACGGACGAGGCCCUGAAUGUCACCCUGCAGGUCACCCUCUCGCAGAUCAAGGAUAUGGAUGAGCGGAACCAGGUGCUGAUUACGUACCUGUGGAUCCGGCAGACCUGGCACGACGCCUACCUGAAGUGGAACAAGGAGGAUUAUGAUGGCCUGGAGGUCAUCCGCAUCCCCAGCAGUCUGGUCUGGAGGCCGGACAUCGUCCUUUACAACAAGGCUGACGAUGAUUUCUCCGGGCCGCUGGACACCAACGUGGUCCUUCGCUACAACGGCGAGAUCACCUGGGACUCCCCGGCCAUCACCAAGAGCUCCUGCGUGGUGGACGUGUCCUACUUCCCCUUCGACAGCCAGCACUGCAACCUCACGUUCGGCUCCUGGACCUACAACGGUAACCAGGUCGACAUCGCCAUGGGCAUGGACAGCGGCGACCUGUCCGACUUCGUGGAGAACGUGGAGUGGGAGUGCCAGGGCAUGCCGGCCGUCAAGAACGUCAUCAUGUACGGCUGCUGCUCCGAUCCCUACCCCGACAUCACCUACACCGUGCUCCUCAAGAGGCGCUCCUCCUUCUACAUCUUCAACCUGCUCCUCCCCUGCCUCAUGAUCUCCUUCUUGGCCCCGCUUGGCUUCUACCUGCCCGCCGACUCUGGGGAAAAGGUGUCCCUGGGGGUCACCGUGCUGCUGGCGCUCACUGUCUUCCAGCUCAUGGUGGCAGAGAGCAUGCCCCCCUCAGAGAGCGUCCCCCUCAUUGGGAAGUACUACAUAGCUACAAUGACUAUGAUCACAGCGUCCACAGCGCUAACUAUAUUCAUUAUGAACAUCCACUUCUGUGGAGCGGAGGCCAAGCCGGUCCCUCACUGGGCCAAAGUCUUCAUCAUAGACUACAUGUCGAAGAUCUUCUUUGUGUACGAAGUCGGCGAGAACUGCACCUCUCCGCAGACCAAGGAGGAGGACCAGCUCGGCCACGGUAAGCCACAGAAUCACCGUGGCAACCAGCAUAAUCCUAACCGCCAGCAGCAACGCGGCAACGCGGAAUGCAAAGGUCACCCAGCCCCUCAGGGCUGCAGGAGGUAUGAGGACUUCGAGUCCAGCACUAACAUCAACGGCUGCCUGAAGGAGGAGCUGUGCAACCCGGAGAGGUUCGACGUCUAUCCGUGCACGUGCGCCGGUCACGCCAGGAUCAUGAGGAAUGUUGAGUACAUUGCCAACUGUUUCCGCGAGCAGAAAGCCACCUGUGCCAAGGGGGCCGAGUGGAAGAAGGUGGCCAAAGUUAUGGACCGGUUCUUCAUGUGGAUCUUCUUCAUCAUGGUCUUCCUCAUGAGCAUUCUGGUCAUAGGCAAAGCCCCAUAACACAUUAUCAUCGGCCUCAUUUUAUUUAUGUAUGACUUUAAGGUGUCACAAAUAGAAUGUAUAGAAACCUUACUCCCGUACACAUCUGACUGUGCGUCUGCAGAGUAUUUACAUUGUAUAUAUUUAGAAGAUGCUGUACAUUGUAUAUAUUUAGUAGACGCGUUUGUCCAUUGUGAUGACUGACUGACAAACCAGGGCCAGACAGUCCCUGGAACAAUUGAGGUUACGGGUCAAUGGUGACAUCACACUUCAGAGCCUGGGAUUUGAACUGGUGACCUUCUAAUCACAGGUACAGCGUCCUAACCCACUGAGCCACAAGCCUGACCCCACAUAUGAAUAUAAUAGUAUGAUAUAAAAAAAUCUGAUAGCUUAGCAGCAUUUUAAAUAAUUUGAAAGGAGCAUCAUGUAAUUGCUGUCUUCAAUCGCAGCGGGGUGGACAAGCUGGUCUUUCUUUGUCUCCUGGAUGCUGCUGUUUCCCUGUAGAGUAAAACCCGGUAAAACAAACAUGGCGGUCCCCACCGGCCAUGUUUCCUGUUGGAAACAAGAUGCCCAGCGUGGACAGCAAUGGCCGCACUCCGAGGUUCAAAGCUCAGAAUAUUUUCUAUUCAAAAGUGCCCAGUAAAUUGUUAAUGAUCAGCUCUGUCUUUCAGAGGGGUUCGAGAUGUAAGACUAUCUGCGUGUGCAGCAAACGCGCAUCAAUAAUGCAUUUUUCUGCGUCGGCUCGUGGAGCUUAUAAAAGGCCAUAAGGCAUGCGGCAGAACUGCUAAUCUGUCGCUUUAUCGUAGCACAGCUCCGCAAACCGCAUUCAUUGCGUAAAACAAUGACACAGGCUGCGUCCUGGUUUAUAAUGAAGACGCUGACACCGUCACCCCAUUAACGAGAACCUGAUUGGGUCACUCCCUCAGUCACAUGACGCAUACAUUCCAGCUCCUCAUUUCAGUAACAUUAGCGUGUCCAGGUAGGAUUCCCGGCCUGUUUACCUUGGUCCUCUAGAGUUUAAUAUUCUCUUACAAUUUUUACAGGAGUUAUUGGUUAUUGUUUCCCCUCUUAUGUAUUUACUGUGUCUUUCUGACACCAACAUUUACUAUCGUGUAUCCUUUACCACUGCCAUGCCAGCGUUUAAUGCUAUCGCUAGAUGGUGGAAUGAGCUAGUGGUGAAUUUUAACGUACAGAUCCAAUAUCCUUGAGGAUCGAUUUGGGAACCCAAGUGGUGUGCUUCUAGCCAUCCAGCAAAAUAUCACACAAGUUUUUCGGGGAAAUGAAGAGAUUUGUGUUCCUUUUUAUAGUAUAGCUGUUUAUCAGUAUAUUUUCUGAUGUUGCAUAAUGUUAAUUUUCUGAGGAAAUAUACACCUCUUGCCCAGAAAAACGGCCUCAAACAUGAUUUUAGUUGGUCGAUUAAGUACCCUCUGUGUGCGUGUGUGUGGGUGUGUGUGGGUGUUCAACUGAACUGAAUUCUUUCUGUGGCGCUGCUUCCUUGUGUUGCUGAAUGCCACACAGUCUGCAUCUGUAUCAUCCUUAAAUACCACAACAGCAUGACUGGAUCGCCGCCAGGAGACGGCCCGCUGUGCCAUUGUGAGGUCACGUGGCGAGCGUUUCCAUCGCGCGCC
Messenger RNA from Brienomyrus brachyistius, 3212 nucleotides. RefSeq names its product neuronal acetylcholine receptor subunit alpha-9-II. Lineage: Eukaryota; Metazoa; Chordata; Actinopteri; Osteoglossiformes; Mormyridae. Gene Ontology annotation, molecular function: transmembrane signaling receptor activity; acetylcholine-gated monoatomic cation-selective channel activity. Bases 94 to 1605 code for a protein of 503 amino acids. The transcript has 5 exons. Gene Ontology annotation, biological process: monoatomic ion transmembrane transport; chemical synaptic transmission; regulation of membrane potential. The record is from RefSeq and is a predicted model, not a curated record. Gene Ontology annotation, cellular component: postsynaptic membrane; synapse; neuron projection.